AUGAAUAAUUAGGAUUAAGUAAGUUUUAACUUAUAAGAUUUUAGUCAAUAUUAGUUGAUGAAGAAUUUUGUGAUAAGAAUCUAUUUAGUCAUUAUCAAAAAACAAGAAGGGAAAAUGCCAAAUAAAAUCCACAAAUUAAUCCUUAUGAUUAUUAACUUAAUACUAUCAAUAGAUAUCAUAUAGGAUACCUAGACCAUCCUCACAUUAAAUCUAGUAAAAUUAUAAUUUCUAAUAAAUACGAGCUCAAAACAUUUCAAUCAAUAAGCUUUAAUUAAAGAAGUUCAACAUGUAAAAGCCAGUCUGUAAGGAACUCGAAAAAUCUAAAGAGCCUCUCAAUAGAAAUUCGACAGUCUUAGAUCUAAAAUCAAAAAACAUGUUUUUUCAAAGGCAUUAAGGUUUAGGAAAACUUAAGCCAAUCAUACAAAAAGAAACAUUAGUAAAUCCCAUCUCUUAGACAUAAAGAUUCACUACUAAAAAAACUACUGAAACCCCUGUUGUUGAAAUCUGUAGCAGCAACUUUCCUGAAUAAAAACCAGCAUCUUUUCGUUAUAAUGAUCUACAAUUAAAUCAAUAUUUAGAAGAAUUUAAAUUGUUAAAGUAAGAAACUCUUACUACAGUGAUUCUGCCUCACGUCUAAUAUAACAAAAAUAGAACUUAAAAUAAUUACACAUAAACAACUAAUAGAUAUAAAACACAUAAUAAUUAUUAUAAUAGCAUAAUACCUAAAAAUAAAGUUCAAUAAAGAUCAACUAAUUAAGAGUCUUCUAAAUAGAACCUAACUUUAAGUGGAUGGAGUGAUUAUUCAAAUAAAUGA
Messenger RNA from Paramecium sonneborni, 814 nucleotides. Lineage: Eukaryota; Ciliophora; Oligohymenophorea; Peniculida; Parameciidae. The record is from the annotation of a GenBank genome assembly.